AUGUCUGAAAUAGAUAAAAAUAAAAACGGGAAAUCAAUUAACACUUUUGUCGCCAGAAGCCACCAAGACGCUCCGACAAAGAGAAGGAGGAGCCGCCGCGUCUGUCAGAACACGCGCCGCCGGAAGAAGAAACGGGGCAUGGGUCGACUCGCACUGACCAGGCCGAUUCAGAGAUUCCGUUUCUUCUCCUACUUAUCUCAGAACGGAAGCAGAGGCGUUCUCGCUUGCUCUAACUAUGGAACCCGUUAUGUUUCGUCUCUAGUUAUAUCCUUUUUCAUUGGCGAUUUGCUGAAGCUUCUUCUGUCUCUUAACGAGAGUGCUUCUUCCAUUUGGUUAGUUGAAGCUUCAGACUGUGAGCUUGAUGAAGGUCCAGAUGAUAGUAAAGUAGCGGAGAGAGACACUAAUCUGCGUUCGGCAUUGUCACAGCUCUCAGUUUCAGGUGUUUUUGAUCAAGACUCUAAGCUGUGGUUGCAGCGCUUCUCCAGGUCACGCAGAGUUUCUGUGAUAUCUACGGGCUCACUCAACCUUGAUCUUGCUCUAGGCGUUGGAGGAUUGCCAAAGGGAAGAAUGGUUGAGGUUUUCGGAAAAGAAGCUUCUGGAAAGACAACUCUAGCUCUUCAUAUCAUCAAGGAAGCUCAAAAGCUUGGAGGUUAUUGCGCUUAUCUUGAUGUGGAGAAUGCCAUGGAUCCUACUCUAGCAGAGUCAAUAGGUGUGAACACGGAGGAGCUUCUAAUAUCACGACCAGACUCUGCUGAAAAUAUGCUAAGUAUAGUCGAUGUGCUAACCAAGAGUGGAUCAGUAGACGUUGCUGCUCUUGCCCCUCAAUGUGAGCUUGAUGUUCCUCUAGGAGAAAGAUACAGAGACAGACAAUCAAUAAUAAUGACACAGGCGCUCAGAAAAAUCCACUACUCAGUUGCCAAUUCUCAGACACUGAUCGUUUUUCUUAAUCAGGUCAGAUCACAUGCCAAAUAUAGCAUGCGGUUCCCACACGCGGAGGAAGUGACUUGUGGGGGAAACGCAUUGCGGUUUCAGGCAGCGAUACGUCUCAAAAUGAUAAGAACCGGGCUCAUAAAGACUGACAAUAAGAUAAGUGGUCUGAAUGUGUGCGUCCAAGUGGUGAAAAAUAAACUGACGCCGGGAAAGAAGAAAUCUGAACUGGGGAUUCAGUUUGGUCGUGGAUUCUACGUGGAGCGUGAGGUACUAGAAUUGGCUUGUGAGCAUGGGGUUAUCGUAAGAGAAGGAAAUAGCCAUUUCAUUGAAGGCGAGGUCGUUGAUGGGAAAGACGCAGCUGAAAAGUAUUUGGAGAAAAAUAAGGAAGUCCUUGAUACCAUCAUCAAUAUCCUGAGGAACCAGCUCUUCUAG
Thlaspi arvense is the source of this 1362-nucleotide messenger RNA. NCBI's taxonomy places the organism in Eukaryota, Viridiplantae, Streptophyta, Magnoliopsida, Brassicales, Brassicaceae. The record is from the annotation of a GenBank genome assembly.